AUGGCUAUUUUUAAUAUAAAUGAUGAUGACUAUCUUGGUCGUGUUAACGAACAUGAUCUUACCGAAGGCACGGCAAAAAAGAAGAGAACUAUAAAAGAAAAGCUAUUCUGGCAUAUCAAAAAACAUGAUAUACCAACGGAAAACCUAUGCCGAGCUGAAUUAGUUACAAUGCCAAGAUUUUGUGGUUAUGCAUUUAAUCCUGUUAGCUUUUAUUAUUGCUACGAUAUUAAUGAUGUUUUGAAAGUCCUUGUUUUGGAAGUUAAUAAUACUUUUGGUGAAAAACAUUUAUAUAUUUUGGAUCGUGAUAAUGAAGCUGAUAAAUCAAUCAGACUUGGGUUUGAUAUGAGUUUUACUAUAAAACGUGCAUUUCAUGUAUCACCUUUUAACGAUCGAAAAGGCAUAUAUAAAGCAUUCUGUAAAGAUCCUAAAUCAGGGUACCUGGAUAUGAGACUAGUCAUGUAUACAGAUCCUUCUCAUUCGGAUGAUGUUUCUAGUGAUAAUAUUACCUACAAGAGUAAUACGCCGAUACAACGAUUUAGAAAAAAAUUGGUUGCGACAGCAUCUGGUCAUUCAUAUUCUCUAAACCUGAUUAGUGUGAUUUAUGCGAUAAUGACAUAUCCAUUAGAGAUUUUCUUAACUAUGCCACGUAUUCUUAAAGAAGCAUACAAAUUGCAUUAUUAUAAGAAUUUGGGAAUAUAUCAUAGACCUAUUCCAGUCGAGGGAACUGUUGUGAAAUUGGAUCCAAAUUUCAUUGAUCGAUACGCGCAAGAGAUAAUUACAAAAUAUCUCUUUUACCUUGUCUCCAAGCAUACCUCAAUAAUUAAUAUCACUAUACAUCUUCCAGAUCCGAAUAUACCUCCAAUUCAAAUAUAUCCCGACAACUAUAAUGGAGAUCUUCAAAACAUUAAGCACAUUAAGAUUUCAUUGCAUAAUUAUUCAUUUUUUACCAAUCUUUUAAUUAAUCAAAAUUUUUAUCGAGCGUUACUUAUCGGAUAUUUUGAGAAAGCAUGGGAUUGUAAUGAUUUACCGUCGUUGAUCGACUUAUUUUUUAAUCAUCCUAAUAUCAUUGAGGAUGACCUAAAAGAUAAGCAUGAUAAUUCGAUACACAGAGAUAAUAAACAAAGGUUAAGCUUUUAUGAAUCUAAAACCGCAAUGAUAAGAAGAUGGUAUUGGAAAAAAUUAUUAAAUGAUGAGAAUACUGGAGGUAUUAAAUCGAAACAAGAGUUUGAUGAAAUGUUACAUUCACUUUGGCCAGCUGAAGGUGUAGAUCAAGAUUUUAUCGCCAGUAUAGCACAGAAUGAUGUUUGUUUUGAUCUAAGGCUUAAAGCAAUUAUUAACUCGCACAAAAACAUUGCAAUAGCAUUCCGAGAUCUUUUAAUAAAAAACAACGAAAAUAAGAUAUUAGCAUUAUUUGGAUAUACCCAUUUAUACCUACUGACCAUUCCAUCAAAUAAUUCGAUUAAACAUCUACAACCUUUAAUUUCACAUCAACUACAUUUAUUACCAUUUCCACCACGGUACAUUCCGUAUGAAGGAUGGGAGGUUGUUUAUGAAAGAAAAGCAAAUAAUAAUAAGCUUGAACUAAUGACAUUAUCAUCGCCUUUACCACUUUUACCAAGAGAAGAUGAAAUACUAAAAGAAGAUAGACAAUUUAGAUUAUGGUAUUUUAUGAAAUGUUAUAGAAAUGGGGUAUUGUUUAGAAAUAACGAUCUUUAA
Messenger RNA from Dentiscutata erythropus, 1716 nucleotides. NCBI's taxonomy places the organism in Eukaryota, Fungi, Glomeromycota, Glomeromycetes, Diversisporales, Gigasporaceae. The record is from the annotation of a GenBank genome assembly.